This is a messenger RNA of Microdochium trichocladiopsis, 252 nucleotides long. RefSeq names its product heterokaryon incompatibility. Lineage: Eukaryota; Fungi; Ascomycota; Sordariomycetes; Xylariales; Microdochiaceae. The transcript has a single exon. The annotation marks the transcript as partial. The record is from RefSeq and is a predicted model, not a curated record.
UACGAAGCCCUCUCCUACACAUGGGGCGCCACGGAAGGGAUCCAGCGGGCCAUCACAGUCGAUAACGGAAAGAUCCAAGUAACACCAAACCUACACACUGCGCUAUGCCACCUCAGAACAGACAAGCCUCGCUUGUUGUGGAUCGAUGCGCUUUGCAUCAAUCAGAACGACCAAGAAGAGAAGGCUCAGCAAAUCGCCCUCAUGGGCAACAUUUACCGCAAGGCUGAGCAGGUGGUCGCCUUCCUGGGUGAG